Durotheca rogersii is the source of this 3149-nucleotide messenger RNA. RefSeq lists its product as uncharacterized. The transcript has a single exon. The record is from RefSeq and is a predicted model, not a curated record. Lineage: Eukaryota; Fungi; Ascomycota; Sordariomycetes; Xylariales; Xylariaceae. Bases 435 to 2762 code for a protein of 775 amino acids.
AUGGUAACCCUACUGUCCUUGCUUUUUCCACGGUACAAUCACAUCUCGUCUCCAAUUCCCCCAAUGUCUGCCUGGGUGCGUUGAUUCGCCGUGUCCUGAAGAGUUACAUACAUAAGCAAAUAUCCGCCCGGAUCGUCGUAUCACGAUGCUGCAUCAGACAUUACGCAACGACUAGCAGAGUAUAUCGGUGUGCUGAACUCUUUUCUGAUACCAGGCCUUUUUCUAAAAUUUCCGCCCUGCCACAACAACCCGAACCCGUUACUUUCGGUCUUGUACCGACCUGUCCACCCAUUCGUCUCCCAUAUACCACUAUACCGCCUGCGUGACCACCACCACCACCCCCCCCAAGCCACCGCUGCACCUGCGAUCUCUUUCAUGAACCCGUUCCCCAGCUUCGCAUGCAACAAUCCGAGGUUGCAUGAACAAAGUAGACCAUGGAGGAAGCAACCAAGACGAUUAAGAAACUAGCCAAGAACGUAUUACCCCCGAAAGCCCACUACCUGUCCCUCGACACUACGCGAUACCGGCCGCACUCCGAUGAGAGGAGGCUAGAGGAACAAGACAUCAGACCCCUCCAGUACACCACAUUUCUCAGCGACGCGGACCGUGGGAUCCUCCUUACCCGCGCCGCCUUCGACGUGCGAGAGGACGCCGGCAGAGCCAGCAAUGCAACCAACACCCUGACGCCGCGCAAACUCGAUCCCAACAAGCCGAAGACGAAGCUGUCCUUGAAAGACUACAAAAACAGGAAAAGGUCUCCUGACGCCGAAGCGGCCCCUAAACCAGUCGCGCAGCCCGGCAAACCGAAUCCGCCGCCUAAGAAGCUACCGGAACCGAUGAAGAAAGACAUGGAAGACCGCCGUGAUGUCCGGAAAGACAGAGCUGAGGCGAGGACAGACGCAAAGCCGAACGCGAAAUUAGACGCGAAACCAGACGCGAAGCCGGACACGAAGCCGGACACGAAGCCGGACGCGAAGCCGGACGCAAAAGGCGAUGCGCGUCGUCUGCCUAGUCCUUCUCUCGAGAAGAGAAAACGAAUUGCCGACUCCGAUCGGGAUCUUAAGCCGGUGAAACGACCCAAGGUGGAGAAUGCGACAGCCAUCUCCACGAGUUCACGUCCCCCGAAAGAAAACUCGGCGCAGAAGCAGGAGCGUCUGCCACCCACCGAGAAAAAGCAGUCGAAAGAUUCGAGACCUGCAACCAACAUCCCUAACGGAAAACCGCCCCUCAACAGUACGGGUAGCAAGGGCGUCCCACCCAAGCCCGAUACUCAAGUAAACGGCUCCCAGAAGCAUAAUGCGAGCAAGGACAAGGUACAGAGGCGGGCGGAGAGCACUCCGAACUCAAAGUCGGGUGCUCCGGUCCCGCCCUUGCUAUCUCCGAUUAAUAUGUCGGCUCUGAUAGAUCCCGAGUCCAAAGCGUCGCGCCCCAGUCCCAAAAAGAAGCUGAUCGAUCCGAAUAGCUUAAAGGCACCACUUAAAAGGAGCCGCGACGAUCGCGAACCUUCGCCCGCCCCGAAGAAGCGGAAGAUCCCGCCUCUCCUCUCCCCGACCCUGCCUGCCAUUGUACUUGAAGAGCUAGCGAGGUCGAACAAGUUGACGCCAUUGAAGGAUUCCAGUCAAAGGAGCAGUCAAGUUUCCGAGUCCCCCAAGAGCCAGAAGAAGGCGCCGAAAUCGUCAAAGCGCGAGGACACGAUCCACGUCGAUAGCAACAAAGGACAACGAGAAUCGUUCAUGGUCACCCUGAAGUAUAAGAAGCGGAACGCGAAGACCGUGGAGCGACUCUUAGCCUUGCCCCCAGGUGGAAGGAAGAAGAACGAUCUACUCAAGAGAGACGACCGCGCGGCUCGCGACCGCUCCAUCAGCUUGGAACCCGGUACCGCUCGCAAGCGUCCCAUCCCCGCCGUCGAUAUUAGCGAGGCAUCUAAACGCCCAAAGACUUCAGAGAGCCUGCGCCCUUCGACCCCGCCUAGGCAGUCGUCGGCCAUGACGAGGGUCGCGUCCAAUAGCUCCCAAGCCGGUACGCCGGGAGCCGUCAACGGCCUCACGCCUGCCGCGCAAGCUCCCGAACGGCGCCGCCCACCGGUCGACUUGGAGAAGCUCCAGAAACUUCAAUCCAGGGCCGCAGACUUUAUUCAGCUUGCCACUAAGCUCAAGCACGAGCGGGAUGGGGUCCUGAAGCUGCCUGCUGAAGGCAUUUCGGACCGCGAUCGGCAAGUUGCCAUCGCUGCGGGUGUACAGUGCCUCGUUUCCUUCCUUCUCGGCUUCAAGCUGCAGAGCGACGCUUCCGAUCUCGAGCGCAGGCCCCAUUCUACUCGCGCGUUUCGAGAGCUGCUGGCCUUAUUCCGAGUGACCAGAGCCGAUUGCGCUCGACAUAACCCGCUAACCGCGCUUAUCUUGCGCCUUCAGGGCGUCUGUCUCGUCCAUAUCGGCCGUAUCAUGUGGUCGUAUCCCAACGACCCCGAGGUCGCAAAGGAUAUUCUUGCAAACAGCAAAGAGCAGCAAGAAACCUGGCGACUGGCCGACAAUGCGCGCAGAGUUAUGGGCGUAUAUGAUGGAAGCCCUAAAUCGGACGACGGAGGUACGAUCGGCAAGCUCAUUGAUCGACUUGGUCCAUGGACAAUGCCCGAAGAAACCGCACCGGUCACGCUCGAGGUCCUCCGAAAGCUCAUGCAGGGCCACAGCUCGUGGAAGCCCGCCGAAGCCUUGAGCAAAGCGUGUCACUCGGUAACUAAUGGAGUUGUUCGCUCAGCGCACCCAUAAACUCAGAGGGAUCCGUGCCAUCCAAGAAGCGUCUCCCACUUCUCACAAUGGUUUCAACCUAUAUUCUAAUGUAUAUUACGGACCACGAUUUCGACGACAUGAUACCAGAGCACAUGCUUCUCUUCCCCGGCAUCUGUUAUCAUCCCAACCCCCCUACACCAUCACUUUCCGAAUUCAGGCGAUCUAGACGAGAGAAGAGGGUCGAGAGAGGCGAAACAGGACGGCAUACAUGCAUUCAUUCAACGGCGUCUCGCUAGGGCGGACGGAUCACAUCACGGCUCCGGAACAUGUAUUUUUUUCGCGGUUUCCAGUACUAUUUUUUGUUCAUUAAGUAAUGAAUCCGAGAGAGGUCGAAUCAGAGAAAGUCUGAGGGGAAAGGACGGGCCG